Molecule: messenger RNA, 5998 nt
Organism: Pleuronectes platessa (European plaice)
Lineage: Eukaryota; Metazoa; Chordata; Actinopteri; Pleuronectiformes; Pleuronectidae
Product: metal transporter CNNM3-like
Biological process (GO): magnesium ion homeostasis; transport
Cellular component (GO): plasma membrane
Molecular function (GO): transmembrane transporter activity
Source: RefSeq, a predicted model, not a curated record
AUGGCCGCCCAGCAGCGCAGUUGCAGUCUGUUUGGCCAGCUCUCCCCGCUUCUCCAGGUGGGCGGGGCUACUGCAGGGCUCGAGUCACAUGAUCCGCGCAGAGCCAGGCUGACCAAUUCCAAUAUGGUGGCCAGCUUGGCAGGUCUACGGUUCCUGUUGAUGGUAUUGUUGUUCUGCGGGAUCGGGUUCGGCGCCUGCAGCCAGGAAGCUCCGCCGGUCCUGGGGCUGCGACUGGAAGACCCGGCGGGUUCGGUGUGCAUGAAGGAUCGGCUCAUCUCUGCGCCAGAAGGAGCCAAUUUCACGCUCCGUCUGUUCGGGUCUGAUCUGAAUGGAAGCUGGCCGUGGUUGGCGUUCGCAGGGGCAGCUGGCGGAGCUGUCGGGGCGGUCGGGGAUGCGCUCGACCCGUGCGGGCAGGAGUCCCAACGCCAGCAGUCCGCGUUCCAGGUGAAAUACUUCAUCCCGGACGAUGUGUACAGCGGGCUGGUGAUGGUGGCGGUGCGGCAGAGGAGCAUCUCUGCGGGGGCAGCUGGUAGAGAUCAGACGUACCACUACCUCUGCGUGCUGAGGGGAGGGAAGUGGGCUUCCGUGGGCCCGGACAGACUGCGGGUCAUCACCAAGGAUCUGCCCGUAGACUACAUCCCGAAGUGGGGUCUGGCGGUGCUGGUGGUGCUGCUGCUGCUGGUGUGCGGGCUGCUGAGGACAGUGAACCUCAGUCUGCUGUGGCUGGACCCCGUGGAGCUUUAUGUCCUCCACAGCUGCGGCUCCGAGGAGGAGAAACGGGCCGCCAAGCGCCUGGAGCCAAUCAGGAGGAGGGGGAACUUCCUGGCGUGUUCCCUGCUCUUCCUGUGCGUACUGGGACACUCGGCACUGGGUGUGCUCCUGUACCGGGCGUUGGGCUCGAUCCUCUCCGCAGUCUUCACCAGUGGCUUCCUCGUCUUCUUCCUGGCCGAGCUGGUCCCUCACAUCGUGUGCUCCGGUUAUGGCUUCCAGCUGGCACCGGGUCUGACCUGGCUGGCCCAGGUUUGUAUGGUGAUCACCUGCCCUCUGUCCUGCCCCCUGGGGCUGAUCCUGGACCUGGGGCUGAGGAGGGACAUCAGCACCUGUGGUAUAAGGGAGAGGGCCUUGGAGAUGAUUCGCACAAGCACCAAUGACCCUUACAGUGAGUUUGUGAAGGAGGAGUUCAGCCGCGGGACGCUGCGCAUUAAGACGGUGGAGGACAUUCUGACUCCUCUGAAGGAGUGCUACAUGCUGCCCAGCUCGGCAGUCCUGGACUUCUCCACCAUGUCUGAGAUCAUGCAGAGCGGCUACACCAGGGUGCCCAUCUAUGAGGAGGAGAAGUCCAACAUUGUGGAAAUCCUGUAUGUGAAAGAUCUGGCCCUGGUGGACCCAGACGACUGCACCCCCAUGACGACCAUCACCAAGUUCUACAAUCACCCGCUGCACUUUGUCUUCAAUGACACCAAACUGGACGCCAUGCUGGAGGAGUUCAAGAAAGGCAACUCUCACAUGGCCAUCGUCCAGAAAGUGAACAACGAGGGGGAGGGAGAUCCUUUCUACGAGGUGCUGGGAUUGGUCACGUUGGAGGACGUCAUCGAGGAAAUCAUCAAGUCAGAGAUCCUGGAUGAAUCUGACGGUUACUUGGACAGGAAGGUGAAGCGCCCUCUUCCCCAGCUGGAGAUUCCUCUUGAGCCUCGUGGCGCUCAUGAGGAGUUUUCUCUUUUCAAGCCUCCCGAGGGAGAACCCAAGAUCCGCACCUCGCCGCAGCUACUGCUGGCUACACAUCGCUUCCUGUCUAGAGAGGUGGAGCACUUCAGCCCUGGACGCAUGACUGAGAAGGUCUUGUUCCACCUGCUCCGUCACCCCAGCGUCAACCAGGAAGUGCACUUUGACCCCAGCGACCGGCUGAGCCCGGGCCACUAUCUCUACACCCGCAACCACCCGGUGGACUAUUUCAUCCUGCUGCUGCAGGGCCGUGUAGAGGUGGAGAUCGGAAAAGAGGGGCUGAAGUUUGAAAAUGGGGCGUUUACUUACUACGGCGUUGCUGCUCUGACGCUACCAUCUUCAGUGCACCAGUCUCCAGCAUCAACACAGCGUCAAUCUCCCAGGGAUCCCUUUGAGUCAGCAGACGCCACCAGCCCGUCCAGUUAUUGUCCUGACUACACCGUCCGAGCUCUCACUGACCUGCAGCUCAUACGGGUGACACGUCUCCAGUAUUUGAACGCUCUGAUGGCGUCUCGCGUCGGCCAGAGUCCAGAUCCUCCUGAGAUUAAGAUCCUGCCCAACAGCCAGACCAAGCUGCUCAACGACAGAAACACCACACAAGGUGGGAGCGGAGCCCAAGAAAGCUCCACAGAAGAGGAGGCUCAUGGGUAGUGCAGUUCUGUCUGCACGCUGUAAAAAGAAAAAAACAUUUCUUUGUGUUUUAUAUAUAUAUAUUAUAUAUAUCAUCUAUGGCUGGAACGUAGUUUUUGGACAUGACUGGAGUUAGUGAUUUUAUUUUGUCUUUUAUGUUGAUCCACUGCUCACACUUCUCAUCUCUAGCCCAUUACAUUAUAAUUUUUCAAUUGCAAUUCUUAUUUUAUGUUGCUUUAUACACUUCGAAUUACUAUUUUACAAACACACACUUUAUUUUAUUUUGGCUGUGCCUUUCUUACAAGUUUAGUUUUUCACACUAAACUCUGAAUUUCCAUCUUUUCCUGUCUGGGUGCCAAAGUUACAUGUGUAUGUGUAUGAUUUUCGUGUGCGUGUUUGUGGGUGUGUACUCAAGCAUCCGUCCGUUUGAGACACUUAAAAACACUCAAGCUAUUUGAAAGCCGAUUUGCACAUUAAAGUUGUGCACUGUCAAUCAUUUAAGCUAUUUUAUGGUACAUGUGUGUUCUAUAUCCCCUCGUCACAAUUCUGUCAGGCAGAGACUGUGAAGGUUUGAACCGUGAAACAAUGGCAGAUGGUUUAUACUGUAAAUAUUCAAGGUGUAAACCAAACUAGGGAAAAUACAGCCAAAAUACGAAUCUAAGAGUGGUAAUUCAUAUAUAAUUGUAAUUAGAAGACAAACAAGUUAUCAAAAGAAAAUGAAUCGCCAACUAUUUUCAUAAUCAAUUCAUCCAUCAUUUUAAUCAUUUUAAGUUAAAAGUGCCACUUUCCAUGGUACUAGCUUUAGGCUUUAGGAAACUGUGACAGGCAAUUUCUCAUCAUUUGCAAUGUUCUUGUACAACUGCAUUUGAUUAGAAAACAUUUAACAUUUGAAAACUACUUGUUAAAUCAAGAGAAAUGUUGAAAAAUCUUUUGUAGGGUUUGAAUUGUUUUUUACAAUUCUUAAAUCCUUUCGGUCAGCCUGUUGAGUCCCGUAAACUCCCAGGGUAGAAGAUCGCAAAAUUACUUAUCAAGAAAAAAAACAGAUUCCUUGAUAUUAUUAACUGUUACGUACACAUGUUUGUACUUGUCAAAUGAUAUCUGCCAAUUUUGGAUCAGCGCUGGUGUUGACUCCGAAAAGUUACCCAGCCAUACCCACUCUAAAAUAAUUUGGAUUAAAAAAAUAUCAUGUCUUUUAUCUGUAUGCACAAAGUACUUACAAAUGUACUUCUCCUUACUUCUAAAAUACUCUUUUUACAUCCUUGUUAGACUUUAUCUUUAUGCUGGACCUAUGCCCAUUGAGGUACCGCUAUUUCACUAACCCUGAAUCUGUGGUCCAUUGAGUCAUUUAAACCAUAAACUGUAUGAUUUAAACCCAGGAACUAGUCCGAAUCCAUUUCUUACAUAUUUGAGUUUGUUAACAUUCCAAUAAAUUUUCACAACUGUCUAUGUCUGUGAUUCUGUGUGAGUGCGAUAUUCUGCAAAAUUUCACUAGUACAUGUCAGCAAGCAAGCAUCCAGUACUGCAUUUUAAGCUUUCGUCAUCCAAGUCAUUGUUGCAUGUACACAUGUGGACUAUGUAAGAAUUGGCUUCUCAAUAACAUUUCCUGUGUUUGUAUAUUAAUGUAAUAUUGAUGAGGAGGAACUUAAUGAGGCAUUUGGAGCCAUUUAAAUAAACCAGUACUUUAUUAAAAAUUGUUUUGGGGUUUUCCAAAUGUAUUUUAAAGAAAUACUCACAAGCCAUGACUGUUGUGAAAGUUCCGGGUCACUGUAAACAUUCACUCAGUUCAUACAGGAUGAGGAACGGCUCCUUUGACGGCACUGCAUAAAAAUUAACAAAAAUACACCAAAGGUUUAACAUGUGGGGUAUGUUGGGAAAAAAACUACUUGGUCUUGUCAGGCUCAAAGGCAGUAAUCAAUAAAUGUGAAGAAUAAAGCGUGCACUUCCAGAUAAUGUUUCCUGGAAGGAAUUAUUUGGAUUAAAUAGCACUAAUUCAAUUGUCAAUUAGUUAAUGGUUUAAUUUGAUCAAGCAAAAAUUAGCUGGUUCCAGUUUCUCACAUGUAAGAAUUUGCAGCCUAAAAUUAUAGUACAGUCCAAAACAAAACAGACAUUUGAAAAUUAUUCCAAAAGUGACAGAGAUAGUUUAGCAAGAAUGUAGACUCAGAUAUUAUGCCGUCUCCACUCAAGUUUUAUCAGUGUUUAUCCAAAGUUAGCUGACAUAGCCUUUGUUGUAGCAUUGAUGUCUUUAGCCAAAGAUAUUACGAGGCUUCAACAGUCGUGACUCACGUGAGUCCGUCCGGUGUUAUGAUGGAGUGUCUUCUUAACAUGAACCAGUGACUUACGUCCCAGUUUCUGCUGAAGCGCUGAGCCACAACUUUAUGUAAGCCCCAACCACAACUGUGCAACACAAGGAAGUAUUAUGAACUCAUACAUUUAGCCCUUUUCUAGACAAAGUGCUUGUCAAGGCCACACAAGCAAGGGAAUCAACCUGAGACUAAAGCAGAAGUGCAAAAAAAGGACGAAUAUAUAGUUAAAUAUUCAAGAGGUUCAAUCGAUGAUAAAUAUUUUUAUACAAUUCCCGAAACACCUUUCAAUGCAAAACAACCAAAUACAAAUUCAUAUUAUUUACAUUUGCCACCAAUGUUGAGCUGAUGCUUCAAAGCUUUUAACAUUAGCUGCCUUUUGCAACCUGAUUCCUUCUCUGAAGAUCCCCACCUCUAAUAGCAUAGUCCCCCAAUCCAAACUGACUUAAAAAGUCCAAAUGGUGGCCACAAAAUGAUCCUUUAGCAACAUGGAGGAUGCUGAAUCAAAUGUUAAUAGAGAAUGUAGGGAAACACACUCCUCGAGCUUACGUUGAACAAACUCACACUGUGAUAUUUUGUAGUGAAGCAACUAUUUGGACGUAUCCCUGCACCAUGGCUCAGCGUGGCGAAACAGGGAGUUUAACACUCAAACAGAUUUAUUAUGGAGCAUGAACCAUUUAAUUUGAAGCCACAUUUUCCCUCGGCUAAAUUCAAGUGUAUUUUUUGGCCAUUAGAGUGCAGUGGUGGCACAUUCUCACAGUGAGUGUCGAGUAUGACGUGUGAGUAUUUGUAUUAAAAUGACCUUGGGUUGUUUGAGUCGGCUCUGCACCAGCUGUUACAUUACCACCUUUUGAUUCCAUGUGUUAUAGAUUUUUUUUCAGUGUUACCACAUUUUGUCACAAUUUUAUUUGAAUGAUUCUGAGUAAAUAUUUUUCAGCUGUUUGCUUAUAUUGUUUUGUUGUAAUAAGCUCAUUUGUAUGGUAUCAAAAGACUGAAUGUCGAAAAGAUAAUCAUUACUUUGUGCUUAUUAUACUGAUGAAGACAGAGGUUUUUUUGGGGGGGUGAUGAUGUGGCGAGCUGUGUGUUAAUAUAUAUAUAUGACUGCUUGGAUAGAAUAUAAUUUGAGGUUGCAGUUUAUAGGUUAGCAAAUCUCAGUUUUUCAGGUACAAUGAUGAGUUAUGAGAACUAAACAGUUAAAUCGAUUGAUCUUUAUGUUCAGGUCACAUUUGUAGAGAAAUUUAACUUUGGUUUUGGGAAUGUUGCCAGUUUUGGGUGCAUUAUGACUCCAAUGCAUUUAACACUUUAACAAGUUUCUUAGGAAAUAAAGUCAAUCUUGUUCUAAAUAA